This is a messenger RNA of Cydia pomonella (codling moth), 3160 nucleotides long. Its product is annotated as glucose dehydrogenase [FAD, quinone]-like. Gene Ontology annotation, molecular function: ecdysone oxidase activity; flavin adenine dinucleotide binding. Lineage: Eukaryota; Metazoa; Arthropoda; Insecta; Lepidoptera; Tortricidae. The coding region runs from base 60 to 1925 and encodes 621 amino acids. The record is from RefSeq and is a predicted model, not a curated record. The transcript is spliced from 3 exons.
UCAUCAUUUGAAGAUAAGUCGAGCUCUGUAGUGGACAUCAGAGCAUUUUUCCUGUGGUUAUGGAGUUCUGGCCCUGCAAUGAAACUCUGCCGUGGCUUGCUUCAGAAGUGGUGCAAAGCAGUGGGUUUACGUUUGUGUCCGUCGUAAACACUGUGAUCGCUGCACAUUGUGCUCUAACAACUCCUCAGCAAUGGCCACCUGACCGAUCCGAGGAAGUACUAGCAGAUCCAACAUUUGAUUUUAUCAUAGUUGGGGCUGGUUCAGCGGGUUCUGUUAUAGCCAAUAGACUAUCCAGAAAUCCAGGCUGGAGAAUACUUUUAGUAGAAGCAGGCGACGACCCCACUUUGGAUACCGAGCUAAUAGGUGCCUUCUUUAACAUAUUUCACUCGAAAAAUGAUUGGGAAUAUAGAACAGAGCCAUCACAAAGUUAUUGCCUUAGUUCCCAAAAUAACCAGUGUUACUGGCCAAGAGGGAAGACUCUGGGAGGAAGCAGCAGCAUUAAUGCUAUGUUUUAUGUUCGUGGACACAGAGAAGACUUCAAUGAAUGGAGAGACAUGGGGAACGAUGGCUGGAGUUAUGAAGAUGUAUUGCCAUUGUUCAAAAAAAGUGAGGCGUUGCACGACGAUGAUGUAUCACUUGAAGAAAAAGACAAAUUUCAUAAUGAAGAUGGACUUCUUAACAUAGCAAGACAUUCAGGAUCACAUGCUUUUAGUGAUAUUAUUUUAAACGCAUAUAAUGAAAUGGGAGUAUCGACUGUGUUUGAUCUGUCUGGAAAGGAUACCGUUGGGGCUUUGAAGACAUUAGCUACUGCGUAUAAAGGACGUCGUCAGAGUACAGCGCGUGCAUUCUUAACACCAGCCAAAGGAAGAAGUAAUUUGUACGUAAUGAAGAAAACAUUGGUUUCUAAAAUAAUUUUCAAUGCAGAUACUAACGAUGCUAUAGGAAUUGAAAUUCAACAAGAAGGAGAAACACAUAAUAUAUUUACGCAAAAAGAAAUUAUAAUUUCGGCUGGUUCAAUUAAUACACCUCAGUUAUUAAUGUUAUCUGGAAUUGGUCCGAAAGAACAUUUACAGGAAUUAGGCAUACCAGUAGUUCAAAACUUGCCAGUCGGAUUUCAUUUACAGGAUCAUUUAGUUGUCUCCAACUUCAUUACCCUCAAAACAGACAUGCCUCAAGUUGGCAAAGAUGAAUUCAGCAUUUGGAUGACUGAGUACUUAACCAAACAAACAGGGUUCUACUCCAAUCUUGGACCAACAGAAGUAAUUUCAUAUUUAAAUAUUUUUGAUUUAAAUGACACGCUGCCCAAUAUCCAAUUUCAUCACCUCGUUCUUCCUCCCAAGCUUUAUGAGGUGGUUGAUGUAUUUAAAAUUCAUGAAUUCGAUGAGUCCACAUUAAAUAUAAUCAAUAAAUUAAACGAAGAUUAUCCCGUGCUUAUGUUCUGGUCUGUAUUGCUAAAGCCAAACUCAGUCGGAAUGCUAAAUCUACGAAGUGCUGAUCCUCAAGAUAAACCAUUAAUAUACGCAAAUUAUUUCAGUGACCCAUAUGACAUGCAAACCAUUGUGGCGAGCAUGAAAUUUGUGUCACAGAUAGCAGAAACACCGACAUUGCAGGCUUUGAAUGCAUCCCUUGCCUACGUGCCUUUGCCCGGUUGCGAAGAUUUUGCCUUCAAGAGUACAGAAUACUUCGAUUGUCUUGCGCGGCAUUUGACUACAACGUUAUACCAUCCUGUUGGAACAGUGAAAAUGGGUCCAUAUGAGGACGCCGCAUCAGUCGUCAGCCCUGAGUUAAGAGUCCAUGGAAUUAAUAAUCUGAGAGUGGCGGAUGCCAGUAUAAUGCCGCGGAUCGUUAGAGCGAAUACAAAUGCUGCUACUAUCAUGAUUGGCGAAAAAUGUUCCGAUAUGAUAAAGCAGUUUUGGAAUUUUUAGUAGAUUACCUAUAAAUUUGUACCUUGGUAAAUAUUGAAAUUCCAAAUUUACAUAAAUUUUAUGUAAGAGUCCUAUUUAUACUACUUACAACGACCUCGCAGGAGGGUCAUAAAAACCCUAAACAUUAUCUCAGUUUGAAGAAACGUCACUUUUGAGACUAACAUAUCCGAUUCAUCUAGACCUAAUAUUUAUUUAUAUUAGACGUAUCUUAAAGUUUGAAUCGCGCCGUGGGUCUCGUCAUUAAUGUACACUUGUACAGUCAAAAGAUUUAAUUUGUGCCUCAUUUCGUACCUUGUCACAGUGAAAAUAGUAUGAAGUCUCUAGCGACUUUCAUGUUGUCACAGUGACAAUAGUACGAGGUCUCUAGCGACUUUCAUCUUGUCACAGUGAAAAUAGUAUGAGGUCUCUAGCGACUUUCAUUUUGUCACAGUGACAAUAGUAUGAGGCCUCUAGCGAAUUUCAGGUUAUCACAGUGACAAUAGUAUGAGGUCUCUAGCGACUUUCAUGUUGUCACAAUAGUAUGAGGUAUCUAGCGACUUUCAUUUUGUUUGUCACUGUGACAAGGUACGUAAUGGGUCACAAAUGAAAUCUUUUGACUGUAAAAAAACUAAAUAAUACGAGUACUUAAUACAAAUUUACAUAUUUUAUACUGAAAAUGUACCUGAGUGCAUAUACGAGUAUUAAAAGGUUCUUACCUCUAAUAUUUCCGUUACGUCAGAUUCAGUGCAUAUGAACUUGCCCAUGUUUGCUUUAUGUAUGCCUGAACACCGGGAACUAGGUAUCAGGCGUAGGUAAGCCCACAACAAUAUGUCUGAAUAAUACUGUAAAGAAAUACUUGUAAAUUUUGAAUAUGACCUCAUCUCAUAUGGCAGAAUGUGAGUUUUUAUUGUUACGAUAUAUCAUAUUCGUAAUUAACCAUUGUCUGUUAAGAUUGUGGGUUCAUUCAUAAUUUAUUUCAUACCAAUAUUACAUUGUGAUUUAAAAAACUUUAAUCUAGACACAAAAAUAUAAAUAAACGUAAAUAUCGAAUAAUUAAAAAAUUAAAUAAAAAUGAAUUAAGAAUGAUGGCGAUAUCUAGAAAACAAUAAUUAAAUUAACAAAAUAGGAAACCUAACUUCAAAAAGGAUAAAACAAAUGAUUAUCAAGUUUAUUUGCACCUGAUCUGUUUGAAGUCGGUACCAAACCAAACAUCAAAGGCGUCAACACACUAUCGUACCGAUAUCCAACCCUAGUGA